Messenger RNA from Echinococcus granulosus, 1386 nucleotides. Its product is annotated as Histone acetyltransferase MYST2. Gene Ontology annotation, cellular component: nucleus. The coding region runs from base 1 to 1386 and encodes 461 amino acids. Lineage: Eukaryota; Metazoa; Platyhelminthes; Cestoda; Cyclophyllidea; Taeniidae. Gene Ontology annotation, biological process: regulation of DNA-templated transcription. The transcript has 10 exons. Gene Ontology annotation, molecular function: zinc ion binding; histone acetyltransferase activity. The record is from RefSeq and is a predicted model, not a curated record.
AUGCCCCGGAAAAAAACCCCAGUAUUUGUUCCGAAAUACUGCAUUCUCAAGGGGUGCAAUAGUCUUGGGCACGUCGAUGGGGUUAGGAGCAGUCAUAUAACCCUCUCUGGUUGCCCAAAAUAUCACAACAAUACCAUAGAAUACUUCCGUGAAAUCCGAGAACCCUCUCAAGAUCUCCAACCCUUCGAAAACUUGGACGAGGAACUAAGCAUUGACAAACAAUUCAUCAAAGUUAAUGAACCUUGCUUGGAUGGUCUUGCUUCUGAUGCCGAUAUUCUACUGUUCCGUCGAGCACAGCAAAAACUGGCUUCAGAUAAGAAAAAGGAAGUCGAGGAUCAUCUUAUUACACUGGCAAAGUUACAUGGGAUGCAGAAGGACAAGAAACCCCUUUCAUCGCAGGUCUUUAUUUCACCUUUGCCCAACACUACCACUGAAACCCCUUUGUAUACCGAAAAUAACAUCAAGGAGAUUGUGUUCGGUGAUUGGGAAAUGCAAACAUGGUAUGGGAGUGUCUUCCCGCCUACAAUCGCCUGCCUUCCUCGCAUUUACAUCUGCGAAUUCUGUCUCUCCUAUGUGCCUCAUCUCGUUGGCUACCGUCGUCAUAGGCUCCGUUGUAAGCGAAGGUUCCCCCCAGGCAACGAAAUCUAUCGAAAAGAUAAACUGUCGUUCUUCGAAGUCAACGGGGCUCUGCAAAAGGAAUACUGCCACAAUCUGUGCCUUCUGGCCAAGUUGUACUUGAAGCAGAAAACCGUCCACGAGAUCGACCGGGUAUCAGCGUUCAUUUUCUACAUUCUUACCAAAGCUGAUGAAUCUGGAUGUCACAUCGUUGGCUACUUUUCCAAGCACAAAGCGGAAGAGCAAGAUCUCCCACCCGCCACAUUUAACAAUCUCUCUUGCGUUCUGGUGAUGCCACAUUAUCAGAGGCAGGGGUUCGGUCACAUGCUCAUUGAAUUCAGCUACACUCUGAGUCGCCUGGAGGGCCGUUUGGGCACGCCGGAAAGACCUCUCUCGGAGCCGGGACUUUUAGUGUACAGGCGCUACUGGCGAUGGGUCCUGCUCUCAUUUCUCCAGCCCUACCACCACAAAAAUGUCUCCUUUGAGGUCAUCAGUGCAGCAACAGGAAUGACCACAAAGGACAUUAUCACAACCCUUCUCGAUCUGGGAAUGCUGAAGUACAUGCGAACGAAGUACUUCAUUGUCAACGACAAGGCGAAAAUUGAGCGGAUUCUCAAGGAGGUGGGUGAACCAAGGCCGGAUCGGCGGAUCGACACAUCGUGCCUCUACUGGCUCACCGAAUUAGCACCGGUUGUCAGCAGAUCCGAAUCGCCCAAGAAUAAAUACUAUCGACACUACUUUACACCCUUUUUCCUUGAUUUGCACGACUAG